AUUUCCGUUAGAUGGUAGCACACACUUCAAAGCAAAUAAAUUUGCGCGCCCUGUCACCUGAUACUCCCUCUCGCGGCGCUUUGUCAUUACUCAUUUGUGUGUCGGAUGGUGCACAUCGUUUUCGGAAAAUGGGUAGUAAAAAAAACGGAAACGCAGUUCGUCUUCGAGCUCAUCGGACUCGUCGGAGGGCUCUGACCUGGUCGUCAUUCGCAAACAACUCAAGAAGGCCCUAAAAGACGUCAAACGCCUUACCGGUAAGAAAAGGUUGAAAGAAAAUCGCCGCCAUUAUAGUACACGUAACCAACCACGUGGAAGCGAUACCAGCUCAAAUCGCUCCUCAAGCAGCAAGGGGGAACGUUCCACAUCUCCGGACUCGGAGAAAUCAGUGCAGGGGAAUGAGGAGGAUAAAACCCUCAAGAAAUUGCCGCCAGAAAUCCGGAAAAUGCUGGGAUCUCAAAGCCCCCCAUCGGAAAUGAUGGGAAAACCCAUUCACGAAGAAGUGGCGCAAGUUUGGGAGCAAACCUUGCAGAAAGGCCUGGACACGGAAGAAAUCAAAGAUUUGUUACAAAAAUAUCCUCCAAUCGCAAAUUGUAAGUUGGUCCAAGCCCCAAAAUUGAAUGCGGAAGUGAAAAGGGCCAUAACGCAGCAGCAUUCCGAACGGGACGAGAGACUUGCCCACGUGCAAGCUCAAUUGGGCGCCGCAAUGGGGGCGGUUGGUACUGCCCUUACUUUCUGUCUUCAAGAAGAAGGAGGGACCACCUCACAGCUAAUCGAGUUACUGGGUGACGCGGGGAAACUCCUGGCCUCCGUCCACUUUGCUGAGUCCCAAUCCCGUAGAAUCCUGGCUUCAGCAGGCAUUAAUAAAACCUUUAAAUCAACACUGACGGAAACACCGGUCGACGGGUGGCUUUUCGGUGAUAACCUUAGCGAGCGUAUGAAGACGACUCGCGCCCUCGAAAAGACAUCCGAGGAAUUAAAGAUACCUAAAGCAAAGAUCAACACCGGAAAGACUCAAUAUAAUUUAAACUCGAAGAGUCUGCCUCGCCAAUACUCCCAGAGCCGAGGCAGACACAAUCAAUCGCGGAGCAAACGACAACCGAAGACGGGGAGAGAAGACCAAACGCGACGCAAUCCUUAUUAUCGGCCUCGAACGUCGAGAACCGAACCUCCGAGGAGGAAACAUUAAAGGUAGGGUCGUACUGCGGUCGCUUAAAGUUUUUCACCGAUCAAUGGCGUCAAAUAACUUCGGACCCUACCAUUUUAUCAUGGACACAGGGGUACGCCAUACCCUUUCACCAAAAACCGUAUCAAGAAAGACCUCCAAAAGAACGCGACUGGUCUUUCAAGGAGAAAUCUAUCCUUCAAGUUCAGCUAAACAAAUUACUAGAUUGUGGAGCAAUUCGGCAGUGCACGGCCGAGCCAAAGCAGUUUGUAUCAAAUGUUUUUCUUGUGCCCAAGAAAAACGGUGCUAGUAGGUUAAUUCUUAACCUAAAACAGCUCAAUCACUUUGUAGAAACCACCCACUUUAAAAUAGAAGACCACAAGGUGGUUUGCAAAUUGCUUUCUCGAAACUGCUUUAUGGCGGUGAUAGAUCUUAAAGAUGCUUAUCAUCUCAUUCCCAUCCAAAAGUGCCACAGAAAAUAUCUUCGCUUUACCUUCCUAGGUAGACUUUAUGAAUAUACCUGUAUGCCGUUCGGCCUCAGCACAGCACCGUAUGUCUUCACCAAAUGAAACCCCUAGUAGCGUAUUUAAGAUCUCACAAUCUUCUGUCGGUCUUAUACCUCGACGAUUUCUUGCUAAUGGAUAACUCAUAUUUGCAAAGCUUACACAACAUAUCAAUGACCUGCAAAAUGUUGGAAGGACUGGGUUUUCUUAUUAACUAUGAAAAGAGUCAAUUGACUCCCAAUCAGACAGUUCGUUAUCUCGGUUUCAUCUACGACAGUUCCAAUAUGACGGUGAGACUUCCGCUAGACAAACAACAAUGUAUCACUAAGCUUGCAAAGAAGGUUAAAAGACAGUCGCAAUGCUCAGUUAGGGAGUUCGCAAAAAUGAUUGGUACGUUAGUAGCUGCAUGUCCGGCUAUUAGCUAUGGUCAGUUGUAUACAAAGUCAUUAGAACGAGCUAAAUAUUUAGCGUUGAAGAACACUCACGGCAAUUACAGUCAAAUUAUGUUCAUUCCGCAAUAUGUUAGGGAGGAUCUUAACUGGUGGGAGGUCCAUAUUUCUUCCCGCAAGUCUCUUUUGCCCCCAAAAUUUGUACUAGAAAUUUUUAGUGACGCCUCGCUCUCAGGCUGGGGGAUCUUUUGUGGAGGGGAGUCCACACAUGGUCAUUGGAAUGAAAAAGAAAGAUCAAAACAUAUUAAUUUUCUGGAGCUGUUGGCAGCAAGCUUUGGUCUCAAAUGUUUUGCUAAAAACCUAUCGGGGUGUUGCGUUCUUCUGCGGAUUGACAAUACUACAGCAGUCGCCUAUAUUAACAGAAUGGGGGGUGUUAAACACCCACAUCUUCAUGCGUUGGCCAAAGAAAUUUGGCAGUGGUGUGAAGAACGAAAAUUGUGGAUAUUUGCAUCCUAUAUCAAAUCCUCUCAUAACACCGAAGCCGAUUGGGAGUCUCGGCGGUUAUCUCCGGAAACAGAAUUUGAAUUGGCACCAUACGCCUUCAGAAAGAUUUGCACAUUUUUCCAAAUUCCCGAAGUCGAUUUAUUCGCGUCUCGCAAUAAUACUAAGUGUAGAAGAUUCUUUUCCUGGUUCCGAGACCCAGAGGCAGAAGUAGUGGAUGCCUUUACGGUCCCCUGGACAGACUUAAAAUUUUAUGCUUUCCCCCCUUCUCCUUGGUAGCUCAUUGUCUACAAAAAAUUGUUUCUGACCGAGCACGAGGCAUUCUAGUGGUGCCAUACUGGCCAACACAGCCUUGGUUUCCAAUUUUUACAUCACUUCUCAGAAAAGAGCCAAUUUUCUUUGAACCCGAUACUAACUUACUCCUUACUUCACACAGAGUACCUCACCCUCUGCAUCAGAAGCUUUCCCUGGUGGCAGGACUCUUGUCGAAAAAGGUUUAAGGAAACAAGGCGUCCCUCGCGAAGCUACGAAGGUAACCCUGUCUUCCCUCGCCAAAGGCUCUCUGAAACAAUACACCUGCGAGCUAAAGUUAUGGUGGGAGUUCUGCCAAAGGAAUGGUCACAACUGCUUGGACUUCACGGUUCAAAACAUUUUAACGUUCCUAUCCUGUCGUUUUCAUCAAGGAGCUUCGUACAAUACGCUAAACACGUGCCGCUCUGCACUGGCCUUGCUGUUAUCACCCGAAGUGGGGAAGGAUCAUCGUAUAAAGCGUUUUCUGAGAGGGGUCUACAGAAUAAAACCCUCGAAACCCAAAUAUGACGUAACGUGGGACCCCGCAGUGGUCUUAGAUUAUUUCGAACGCUUGGGGGCCAACCAAGAGUUGAGUUUGGAGCUCAUAACACGGAAAUUGGCUACUCUUAUGGCGCUUGUCACUGCCCACCGAGUACAAACAUUGGCUGCUAUCAGAAUUAAUAAUAUCCUUUUCUCUGCGGAAGGAGUAGAAAUUAGAAUUCCUGAUGUCAUUAAAACAUCUGGUCCCCACAAAUUUCAACCACUGCUAAGACUCCCGAAAUUUAAGAAAAAACCGCUGCUCUGUGUCGUUAGUACUCUUUCAUGUUAUCUCGAAAGAACCGAGCUGCUCCGGUCGUCUGGUGAGACUCGACUGUUUUUGACCCACCGGAAGCCAUUUCAUCCAGCAUCAACGCAGUCUCUGAGUCGAUGGAUUAAAAUGGUGCUAGCAGAAAGUGGAGUGGAUACCUCAAUAUACACGGCGCACAGCACCAGACACGCAGCCACUUCAGCUGCUGCGCGAAAAGGGAUAAGCCUCGAUUUAAUUAGGAAAACAGCCGGGUGGUCAGCAACCUCGAGAGUUUUUGCGACAUUUUAUAAUAAGCCUCUCAUUCAUAAAGAGAUUUUCGCCAAUGCAGUUCUCACGUGAACCCUAUGAAUAUUCCUUUACAUUUUAUACUUAAGGAUUGUUCUUUUUGUUGUAAUGCUACCUUUACCAAUCUUGUAAUUUCUUGUAACAAUAUAGAAAAUUAUUGAGAAAACGA
Messenger RNA from Tribolium castaneum (red flour beetle), 4108 nucleotides. RefSeq lists its product as uncharacterized. NCBI's taxonomy places the organism in Eukaryota, Metazoa, Arthropoda, Insecta, Coleoptera, Tenebrionidae. The record is from RefSeq and is a predicted model, not a curated record. The coding region runs from base 1728 to 2834 and encodes 368 amino acids. Gene Ontology annotation, molecular function: nucleic acid binding. The transcript is spliced from 2 exons.